Messenger RNA from Sardina pilchardus (European sardine), 3456 nucleotides. RefSeq names its product sodium-dependent lysophosphatidylcholine symporter 1-B-like. Gene Ontology annotation, biological process: carbohydrate transport. Lineage: Eukaryota; Metazoa; Chordata; Actinopteri; Clupeiformes; Clupeidae. The transcript is spliced from 14 exons. Gene Ontology annotation, cellular component: plasma membrane. Gene Ontology annotation, molecular function: lysophospholipid:sodium symporter activity. The record is from RefSeq and is a predicted model, not a curated record. The coding region runs from base 127 to 1698 and encodes 523 amino acids.
GCCACGUUUGAAUGAGUGCCGGGUGAAAGCUGAACAACGGCUCUGACUUGCGUGUCGCCUAUCUGACUUUUAAUUUUAUUGAAUUAACAAUUUAAUAAGUUAGACUACUCAAAAUUUGGAAAUAAUAUGGCAAGAGGGGAAGGGGCUGAGCAAUAUUCAGCCACAAGUUUAUUACCACCGAAACCAGGACAAGAUGAAAUUAAAAUCGCUAAGGGGGAACCGAGAAGGGACCAUUUGUCAAUCUGCAGCAAGAUCUGCUACGCCGUCGGCGGCGCCCCUUAUCAGAUCACGGGCAGUGCCCUCGGCUUCUUCCUGCAGAUCUACCUGUUGGACGUGGCACAGUUGGACCCGUUUUAUGCCUCCAUCAUUCUGUUCGUGGGUCGGGCAUGGGAUGCUGUAACAGACCCAGUUGUCGGCUUUCUCGUGAGCCGGAGCCAAUGGACUCGUUUUGGACGCAUGAUGCCUUGGAUCCUGAUCUCCACGCCAUUCGCUAUAAUGACGUACUUCAUGAUCUGGUUUGUUCCUCCGGUGGAGCAGGGGAAGGUGAUCUGGUAUCUGGUCUUCUACUGCCUCUUCCAGUCCCUCCAGACGUGUUUCCACGUGCCGUACUCUGCCCUCACCAUGUUCAUCAGCUCGGAGCAGAAGGAGCGAGACUCCGCUACUGCCUACAGGAUGACUGUGGAGGUGUUGGGCACAGUGCUUGGCACUGCCGUCCAAGGCCAGAUAGUGGGUGGCGCAGUCGCCCCCUGCAUCCGAACUGACCUGGAGGACCUGAACUCUACUCAGGGGUCAGAGGUCAACAUAUCGGGCAUCUCCCUGAAUGACACUAAACAAGCCUACAUGAUCGCUUCAGGUGUUAUCUGCAUCAUCUAUGUUCUCUGCGCCAUCGUGUUAUUCAUGGGCGUCAAAGAGCAAGAGGAGAGUGGGCGUCUGAAGGCAGAUCGCCGCCUGUCAUUCUUUGAAGGGCUGCGUAUGGUGCUUAGCUUCGGACCCUAUCUCAAGCUGGUCAUGGGCUUCUUGUUCACCUCACUGGCCUUUAUGCUCUUGGAAGGAAACCUCGCCCUGUUCUGCACCUACACUCUAGGACUGCGGGAAGACUUCCAGAAUGUUCUGCUGGCUAUUAUGCUCUCUGGCACCAUUUCUAUCCCAUUCUGGCAGUGGUUCCUCUCACGCUUUGGGAAAAAGACGGCCGUCUACUUUGGCAUCACGUGGGCGGCGCCCUUCAUGAUAAUGGUCAUCUGCAUCGAGCCUAAUCUGUACGUGGCAUAUUUGGUGGCGGUGGCAUCCGGUAUUAGCGUCGCAGCCGCCUUCCUUCUCCCAUGGUCAAUGCUGCCCGAUGUUGUGGAUGACUUCAAAGUGCAGAAUCCAGAUACUCAUGGCCAUGAAGCCAUUUUCUACUCUUUCUACGUUUUCUUCACCAAGUUUGCCUCUGGAGUUUCUCUGGGCGUCUCUACCCUCAGCUUGGAUUUCGCCGGGUACCAGACCAGUGCCUGCACCCAGCCGGACUUGGUGAAUUUCACCCUGAAGAUGCUGGUGGCGCCUGCCCCUGUGGUUCUCAUCUUCGUGGGCCUCGUCAUAUUCAAAACAUACCCGAUCACCGAGAAGAGGAGGCAGGGAAACCGCAAAGUGUUACAGGAGCUAAGGGACAUUGACCAGGAUUCACAGACAGACUCUACAGAGCUGGGAGACAUGGUCUAAGGAACAAAGGGAAUAUUACACACUCUUUUUCACACGCACAUACAUAACCACAUGUCUACAUAUAUAUGUGUGUGUGUGUGUGUGUGUGUGUGUGUGCACACACAAACCUCAAAGGUCACCACUCUGUGACUGUUCAUCUCGACUGUCAAGACUUUAAGGUCACCUUCAACGGCUGCCAUGGAUGUGCAUUAAGGUAUUCAGGGGGAGAAAAAAAUCAAGAAAAGUCCUGUCAGUGCUGAGGCUAGAGUCUGAAAGCGCCCCUCUCUGGUCAUCACAGGAACUACUCUACUUGUGCACCAGGCAUGACCCCGUGAUCAGUUCCUGAUUGCGUCUUCACAUCUUUGAGUGUCAUCAGCCAAAACAUGGGAUGCUCGUCGGAAUAAGGGGACACAACGAGUUUCUGUUCUCAUCAAUCCUCAUCGGUCCUUUAUUGUAAGCACAAAUGAAAGGAUGUUUUUGACCUGAUCGACUUCUUGUGUUGUUACCAAAGCAAGACGUCACAAGCACAAACGCCUAUGAAUGCACAAAUGCAACAGCAUUUACAAGCUUGUGCCUUGUGUUUGUUAUUUCAUAUGUAGCUUUGUCUGCAUACAACACCUCACACACAAGUGUGUUCAUGAUUGCACUUUUUACAACUCGGCUCACCAUUGCAGCUUGUUCUCUUUAGGGAUAUGGACCGAUCUGACUCCAGCCCACUACAUCUUACACUCUGCCAGAACAAGAUAGCUGUUGACUUGUCAUAAAUAAGCACUAAAAUCAGCAUCAGCUAUUACGUGGGUGAACCAGGGAGAGAAAGUAUUUUUCUAUCCUACCUGGAAAAUGUAGACAAACUAACACUUCCGUUAUGUUGCAGGUUUACCGGUAGUGGCACAUGCUCACAAAAUUCCUUGGAUUAAAACCGCUAAAAGCAGUUACAUUUAAAGUAAUAUUUAUAUGAAGUAAGAUAACAUUGUACUGUGAUGAUCAAUCUUCAGUAAAGAUUGUCAUUUAUUUAACAUUUGGACUCUUAACACAGCCAGAGUGAGCUGCUUUGGCAGCUCCUUGUGUGUACCCAUCAUGGUCGUUAUUUCAAAGGUGCUAUUGUCAUUUCAAUCAUUUUGAUAUAUGGCUGUGAAUUUGUUCGUAAAUGUAUAUAGAUGUACCGUCUCUCUGUGUCUGGUAUCCAGUUGUUGACGGACUUUUUUUUUUUUUAAAGAAAAAACAAAACACAAAAACACUGGAGACAUUGUCAGGCGACUGUGAUGUACUGUGAUAUUGUUUUAUGAUACUGUAAAAGGUUUUUCAGAAAAUAAGUUUAUUGCCAGAGAGAUUUUUGUACAUUUAAAAGAGGUCCUGGUCAACCAAUCUUUCAGACACCUACCUGCAUAUGUUGCCAUUCAUGCAUGUUUUUGGGGAAAGUAUGUGUAAACCUUUGAUGUGGUGUUAUCGCUGCAGUUUUGUGUUGUACUUGAUGGCAAAUCUUUAUGGUUUACUUUUGCUGUAACUGGAACAUUGUAUUAAACUGAAUUAGGCCUUGAUGCCUACAAUGGCAGCCAUACAACAAAACAAUGGCCUACAUUCUGAAAAUAUGUAUAUGUGUAAAUACUGUAAGUUGUAAAUACAUUCAGUGUUAUGUAGAUUAAAUUUGCCGUAAAAGAUGCUGCUAAGUCCAGGUACCAGACAGUCUGUUUUUGGGAUUGGCUGGGUACUAACUUGUAAUGAAAUGAAAAUGUUUCUGAUUUAAAUGUUAAGAUUAAAAUAAAUACUAAUAUAAAGUCA